AUGGAGCCAGAAUCCUUGCACAACAUGCUGCAGCUCCCGAAGGCGGUGGGCCGGCCGGCGGAGGAGGAGCUCCCACAAGGAGAAAAGAAGAAGUACCUGCCACCCACCUCGCGGAGGGACCCCAAAUUUGGAGAGCUGCAGAAGGUGCUGAUGGAGUGGAUCAAUGCCAAGCUCCUCCCGGAGCACAUCGUGGUCCGCAGCCUGGAGGAGGACAUAUUCGAUGGGCUCAUCUUGCACCACCUUUUCCAGAUGCUGACCGGGCUCCGGCUGGACGUGGAGGAGAUGGCUCUCACGGUCCCCAACCAGAGGCGCAAGCUGGAGGCCGUCCUGGAGGCAGUCAACCGCAGCCUGCGGGCAGAAGAUCAGUCGCUCAAGUGGAGCGUGGACGCCAUCUUCAACAAGGACCUGCUGGCCACCUUGCAUCUCCUCGUGGCCCUGGCCAAGCGCUUCCAGCCCGACCUGCCCCUCCCGACCAAUGUCCAGGUGGAGGUGAUCACCAUGGAGGACUGCAGAGGGGCCUGGGCUGGAGCUGUGGGUGGAGAUAUUGAGAGUCCGUGUCUCUACGCAUCAUCGUCACCCAAGCCAAUAUUUUCCAAGCGCCAUGAUUUCAUCGAAGAAGAGAGAGAUAAAACAGGGGGCUCCAUCACCGCCAGAAGGCCCCGCGCCGGCGAUCAGCCCGUCGGCUUCCCUGCUCCCCUCCGUGCUGAGGGAGUAUCGCAGGUGCACAGCAUCCUCAGGGAAAACCGUGGCCCCCCGCAGAAUGCCGAUGCCGACCGUGCAAGACCCGGCUCCUGCCCCACGCGGGGACUAGGUCUGCACAAUGUCACCCUGGCCCUGGAGCUGCUCAAGGACGAAGGCCUGCUCAGCUACCCCAUCAACCCCGAAGACAUCGUGAACAAGGACACCAAGAGCACGUUGCGUGUCCUCUACAGCCUGUUUCGCAAGCACAAGCUGAAAGAAAACGCAGACAGCACGCCCCGUGGAUCCCCGAAUUAACUGUCACUGCCCCCCCAAAGCUGCUUCUCUGAGCCUGCUUGCAGGACCCAAGGGAGGGCCCAAGGGCCACAGAGGGACCUCCCCCACCAUACAGCCGGCUGCCCUCUGUUUCCCUGUGCGUCUGUGGCACGCCUGCCCCUUCCCCCCAUCCCUGAUCCGCGUUUCCAUCCGAAUAUCUUUGAAUUCACUAGGCCUGGAUCUG
Puma concolor (puma) is the source of this 1198-nucleotide messenger RNA. The record is from RefSeq and is a predicted model, not a curated record. NCBI's taxonomy places the organism in Eukaryota, Metazoa, Chordata, Mammalia, Carnivora, Felidae.